Eurytemora carolleeae is the source of this 1767-nucleotide messenger RNA. Its product is annotated as bcl-2-like protein 1. Gene Ontology annotation, molecular function: protein heterodimerization activity; protein homodimerization activity. The transcript has 3 exons. Gene Ontology annotation, biological process: intrinsic apoptotic signaling pathway in response to DNA damage; regulation of apoptotic process; extrinsic apoptotic signaling pathway in absence of ligand. Lineage: Eukaryota; Metazoa; Arthropoda; Copepoda; Calanoida; Temoridae. Bases 10 to 618 code for a protein of 202 amino acids. The record is from RefSeq and is a predicted model, not a curated record. Gene Ontology annotation, cellular component: mitochondrial outer membrane.
UCCAGAAGAAUGGAUAAUAUGAGAACUCCGCGGGACGGAGAAAACUCGGAGACAUUUCUGUGUCGGGUUCGAGAAUUCUUCCACCCUACUCCAAGUGAGAUCAGGAUAAAGCAGGAAACCAGAGAGUUGGUGGACUUUGCAGUUUAUUUCAGUUUACGGACUAACUUCUCCGGAAGUUCGACGAGAACAGAAUCCUGCCUUCGACGAUGCAUCAGUAGGAUGCAUGAGAAGCACUCCAUGGUGUUUGGUGGGAUGAUGACGAGAUUAAAUAUCAACAGAAACAUUGAUUUCUACCAGGGGUUCAUCGAGGUAUCGGAGGAACUCUUCCGGGAGGAGAUCAGCUGGUCCAAGAUUGUUGCUCUCUAUGCAUUCGGAGCAAGGUUGGCUCAGUUUUGUGCAGAGAACGAUAUGGAGGAUUUACUCCGGGAUAUAUCGGAGAGUCUAGCGAGGUUUUCUGAUGAGCAUUUAGCAGCUUAUAUACUAGCACAGGGUGGCUGGGAGACUUUGUGUGAUGAAUAUCCACCUGAAGAUGAGUUAGAAACUCGAGUUUGGAAAUCUUUAGGUAUUCUUGCGCUCUGUCUUACCUCCGCCUCAGUAUUUCUCGUACUCCGGAGAUGACCUGAACCUUGAACCUGAUCCUACUAAGCUCUGAAACCUGCCACUUAGAAUUCCUGAAUGUCCAAUUAAAUACAUCUUCAACUUGGACACAGGAUAAUUUUUCAAGUUUUAUUUACUUAGACAAACUUCAAAAUCAAUCAUUGUUAAGAAAACGUCUGAUUUCCUUGUUCAAUUUUUUUAUGUGCAUUAUUGAUAAAAUGUUAUUACAAUUUUUGUGAACAUCUGUACUCUAAUGGUUGCAUUAAAACAAUGCAAAUACAUGAGACUUCAAGUGUGUUUUCAUACCGGCCCCAUCAGAAUGAUGCUUCAGAAUAUACAGAACACAACAUUGUUGUUCAGUAGAUCCUCAAAGAAUUUUUUAUUCUCCAAAUUAGUUUGUUAAUAAGGGUUAAUGUUGAGUAAAUCCGCUUACGCUUUCGAGUUAUUUUUUCAUGGAACAAUCAUUAACUCCUUUAUUAUUCCUUAUUUUUCCAAACUCUUUAAAUAUUUGACUGAGGUUUACAAAUUAUCCAGUUCUCUAAUUAAAAUCUCUAAUUUUACAUUCAUGCAUACUCAUUGUUGAACAAUUAUUUAAAUAAUGCUACCGUUGGUAUUAUUCUAUAUUUUUGUAUCGAAUCAGCCUCCACUUCCCACUGUAAUAAUGGAAGGCAGUAGCCGGGUGUUGUGUUUUGAAUACUAAUUUCUACCUUCUCAUGCAUUGUCAGGACAACCCCUUGUUUCCAUAUAAACUUGACUAAAAUUAACUAUUUUUUUAAUUAAUAAAGUUUCUAAAAUUUGUUCUGCCAGUUUUUAGUAAUUCUUAUAGUUUGUUACGUGAACCUAUGAUAAACGCAAGAAAUGUAUCAAUAUUAUUUCUAAGAUACUUUGUAAGUCAAUCAGGGGUAUAAAUUGAUGACCUCCUCUCCCCCACUAAAAAAAAGUCUGGAGUCGAUUGCUUUACAUACUUUUUUGGGCGUAAUAAUUUUAAAAAAAUAUUUCUCAGAAAAUUAUUUCGCAGGAGGGGACAAAAUUUAAUUAACAAUAUUAACCCGUAAAUAUUAUGUUUAUUCGAAGUUGUGAAGAAACUGUAAAAUCUGUUGAAUUCUAGUCGUUUUAUAUUCAUUUAUUGUAAACUAAAAUCAGUAAAAAAAAAUAAAAAUAAUUAAUCGA